This is a messenger RNA of Diorhabda carinulata, 2607 nucleotides long. It is a transcript of the gene YME1L, whose product is annotated as ATP-dependent zinc metalloprotease YME1L. Gene Ontology annotation, biological process: protein quality control for misfolded or incompletely synthesized proteins; mitochondrion organization. Lineage: Eukaryota; Metazoa; Arthropoda; Insecta; Coleoptera; Chrysomelidae. The record is from RefSeq and is a predicted model, not a curated record. The transcript has 9 exons. Gene Ontology annotation, molecular function: ATP-dependent peptidase activity; ATP binding; ATP hydrolysis activity. The coding region runs from base 194 to 2362 and encodes 722 amino acids. Gene Ontology annotation, cellular component: mitochondrial inner membrane.
AAUAAAAAAAACUAAGUGUCCGACUUUCGCAUGAUUAGACACUACCAUUGUUGAUUGGAUUUAAUUUGGCAAUUACAAUCCUGUUUCAAGAAGUUGGACCCUUUGGCUGUCAAAUAGGUUAUUUUCAUCAUUACAAAAUUGUAGUUUUUCUCAUCCAAAUAACAUUUCAUUUUCAUCAUAUAUGUAAAAUAUAAUGUUUUCAUUACAAAACCAUAACCAGGCAUUUGCUACAUUAACGCAGUUUUCGUCUAAGAUAAAUAUCAGGCACUCCGUUUAUUUGAAAAAUAAAUCUCCUGAAAAAUCCAAACAUGCUCAAGCUUUCCUUUGUCUAGACAGUUUUUUGGAAGCUGUUAAAAAUUGUGAUUUUUCAUUUGCCAAGUAUAUUAAUACUAAAUCAUUAUUGGAAAAUCAUUUUAUAAACAAUUUCAAAGUGUCGUAUACUUCAAGUAGUACAUUUUUUGAAAACAAACAUGGUUUCUCAGAGAAUGAUUUAAAUAAGACAGUACCUACAAUUAUUCUUAAAAAAAAUUGUAUAUAUGUCCCCCAGUCGCUGUAUAAAAAAUUAGUAAAUGGAUUACUAGUUGAAAACAAUAGCUUAUUUCAAACUCAGUUGAGAACUUUUAAGACUGAUAGAAGUAUAAAAGCUGAACUAAAUAGAAAUCCUCCAUUAACAGAUCGUGUGAAACAAGCCUUGGGUUUUGUGGGAUCUGAAGGACCCAACUCGACAAAUUCAAAAACACCAAAUUCUCCAGAAAAACUUAAACAGAUGUUAAAUACAGACGAGAAUUUGAAUGAAACUGAAAAACAGAGGUUAAAAGUUGCUUUUGCAGAAGGCUAUUUAAUGGGAAAUAGUUCAGUAACAAAACCUGGAAAAUCUACAAGAUAUUUGAAAUUAGUAACACAAGUUUUGACGGUUUUUAUAUUUCUUGCUAUCAUUUUCAGUCUUGUAGCUAGUGCCAGUGGAUCUGUAUUUAGGAUACAGUUAGGCAAUCAAGUUGAAGUAGAUCCUGAAGAAAUACAUGUAACUUUUGAAGAUGUAAAAGGUGUUGAUGAAGCAAAACAAGAAUUAAAAGAUGUAGUUGAAUUUUUGAAAAGUCCAGAAAAGUUUUCAAGUUUGGGUGGGAAAUUACCUAAAGGUGUUUUGUUAGUUGGUCCCCCAGGUACGGGAAAAACUCUGCUUGCUAGAGCUGUAGCUGGAGAAGCUGGUGUGCCUUUUUUUCAUGCUGCUGGUCCUGAGUUUGACGAAGUCUUAGUUGGACAAGGUGCCAGGAGAGUCAGAGAUUUAUUUAAGGCAGCAAAAAAACGAGCUCCAUGUGUGAUAUUUAUCGAUGAAAUCGAUUCAGUUGGUUCGAAACGUACUAAUAGUGUAUUGCAUCCAUAUGCUAACCAAACCAUUAACCAGCUACUUAGCGAAAUGGAUGGUUUUCAUCAAAAUGAAGGUGUCAUUGUUUUGGGAGCCACCAAUCGAAGGGAUGAUCUGGAUCAAGCUCUCUUAAGGCCUGGACGAUUUGACGUAGAGGUUACUGUUCCUACACCUGAUUAUACCGGAAGAAAAGAAAUAUUAGGCUUAUAUUUAAGUAAAAUAUUAGCUAGAGAUGUAGAUUUAGAAUUAUUAGCACGAGGAACUACAGGUUUUACUGGGGCAGAUCUCGAAAAUAUGGUAAAUCAAGCAGCUUUAAGAGCUGCUAUAGAAGGCGCAGAAUAUGUAGCCAUGAAACACUUAGAGUCUGCUAGGGAUAAAGUACUUAUGGGACCUGAAAGAAAGUCCCGUAUACCUGACGAAGAAGCUAAUUUGAUAACAGCUUAUCAUGAAGGCGGACAUGCAAUAGUAGCUUAUUACACUAAAGAUAGUCAUCCAUUACAUAAAGUAACUAUUAUUCCCAGAGGACCUAGUCUUGGACAUACUGCAUACAUUCCAGAAAAGGAAAGAUAUCAUAUCACAAAAUCUCAAUUAUUAGCUAUGAUGGAUACAAUGAUGGGCGGUAGAGCCGCAGAAGAACUUAUUUUUGGACCAGAAAAAAUUACUUCUGGUGCCAGUUCAGACUUGAAGCAAGCGACUUCUAUCGCUACACAUAUGGUAAAAGACUGGGGGAUGUCUGAGAAAAUUGGUCUUCGUACAAUGGUUGAUAACACUAAAACUUUUCAACCAGAAACCUUGGGUCCUUCAACAAAUGAAAUGGUCGACAAUGAAAUUCGUAAAAUUUUAUCAGACAGUUAUGAAAGGGCCAAGAGAAUCUUAACAUUGCACUCGAAGGAACAUAAAGCUUUAGCAGAAGCCUUACUGAAAUAUGAAACGUUAGAUGCGGAAGAUAUAAAAGCAAUUAUGUCGGGAAAGGCGGGAGGCGGAGAGAAGGCACUUUAGUUUUAACAAAAUACCUUUUUGUUGUUGGAGAGUUCCGCAUUUUUAUUUAACUUGAUGAAGUACAACAAAUUGAAGUAUUUUGGAUAUUUUGUAUGUUCUGUAAAUAUUUUAACGGCUAGUUCAACAAAGUCCCAAAGUCGGGUUUAUAAAUUUCAUUUCUAAUCAGUUUAACUUAAUUUUUGUUAACUUACGAUUUAUUUGGACAGGAUUUAUUUAAGAGUGCAUAAUAAACUGUUAUAUCUGUU